ACCGAGGAGCGCACAAAACACGCGAAAACACCACAGCAGUACGCUCGCGAGCGCCUCACACGCAUUUAACAAAUUGUCUUUAACUUUAAACUCACAACAAUCAAAACAACCCUUUAAAAAAUUUUAACAUAAAAAACUUAAACUUAAAACAAAACCAGUGUUUAAAUCAUUUAAAAAUAUUUCAAAGCGUUUCAAGAUGAAACUCGGAUUGUUUGUCGCCUUGCUACUCUUAGUCGGCAACGUGGAGCGCAUCAAGGCGCAAAACACUCUCAUCGAAGCCAUCCCGGAACCAAUCAACAAGGAAAUGAAGGAUCCACUGGACUGUCACCGAAGUACUUACACCUAUCGUGUGACUCAAAGCGAUGCAGUUGGGAAACAAUGCUGGGAUACUGUCACUGUUAUGGCUUGCUGGGGAAGAUGCGACUCAAACGAGAUUUCCGAUUGGCGUUUCCCAUACAAAAAGUCCUCACACCCUGUCUGUGUCCACUACGGUCGUAGCCAAGCCGUAGUCCAACUGCGACAUUGCGAAGAAGGCGCCUCUGAAGAUGCUCGUCGCUACGAGUACCUGGAGGCGGCCGGCUGCCGCUGUCAGUUGUGCUCAUCGUCGGAUACAUCCUGCGAAGGAUUGCGAUAUCGUCCGCAUCGUUCGCAUCCCGAUCAACUUGGAUUCCGCGCUUAAUUUCAGAGAGAUAUAAACUUGAUUUAAAAACCCAAGCGAAAAAAUUCUGUACUUGUAUAAACAUGUCUCGAACGGUUUAUUACUCCUGCACAUCUAAUUAGCGCUUUUUAUUAUAUCGAUAUAAAGGCGGAGUGGGCGGUUAAAGCUCGUCAUAGGCUGGGUGAUGAGCUUUCACUUGUGUACACAAUCGUAUAAUAUUUAUUAUGUUUUUCUAUGUUGGUUAAUACCUGUGUAUUGGGAUUAUUUGAU
Dalotia coriaria is the source of this 928-nucleotide messenger RNA. Its product is annotated as thyrostimulin beta-5 subunit-like. Lineage: Eukaryota; Metazoa; Arthropoda; Insecta; Coleoptera; Staphylinidae. The coding region runs from base 197 to 679 and encodes 160 amino acids. Gene Ontology annotation, cellular component: extracellular region; cytoplasm. Gene Ontology annotation, molecular function: hormone activity. The record is from RefSeq and is a predicted model, not a curated record. Gene Ontology annotation, biological process: G protein-coupled receptor signaling pathway. The transcript is spliced from 2 exons.